AUGAGUGCUCGUUUUCGUGUGCGCAAGCUGGAUCUCCUGUCAACAUCCUCGAAGAUGAAAACUGCGACGAAUGCGGUGGCCUUGUCCUUAUUUCUACCAGAAGCGACCAUGGACGAAGUCCGGGACCUGGUGUUCCACUGUGGUAUUGAAAACCGUGGUAUGAACUGCAAAUAUGUCUGGGUCUGGGAGAUUCCGAGAUUUGUCAUGCUAGUCUGGCAUGACUCUAAACUCUGUAUUGCGUGUCAACGAAGAGUUCCCCUUGUCUGUCAUGCAAAAACGCAGUUUCUCAUGCGGAGUACGCAACUCUGAACUACGGAAAAACUUGUCAUGCUGGGGAGCGCAUUACAGGGUGCUUAAUAUUCCCUUCCUUGCAUCACAAAUUUCCAGACCCAGACGUAUUUGCAUUGCAUACGUGGUCCGGCGCCGUCACCUCCCAGCACGGUUAAGAAUGGUCCGACGGUCCUCGUCCCAGGCGAUCAAGAAUCUCCAUCUCGCGUUUUCUAUCCAAGAAAAAAACGUUGUUAGUGUAAAUUUGUGGUGCGCAACAUGCAAGAUGAUUGCGUCUGUCAUGCUUGGCGUGCGUCGUAGGGUCCAUUAAAGGGCGUUUUCGCGUACUAUUUGCGCUUGACAGGUUUUUGCUGUCAUGCCAGACAAAUUUGUAAUGCUGUUCCUCCAAAAAAGUUACACCUACAAUGUUUUUUUCUUGGAUAUUUUUCGUGCCAGC
Molecule: messenger RNA, 724 nt
Organism: Amoebophrya sp. A120
Lineage: Eukaryota; Dinophyceae; Syndiniales; Amoebophryaceae
Source: the annotation of a GenBank genome assembly